Messenger RNA from Vanessa tameamea, 1444 nucleotides. RefSeq lists its product as uncharacterized. The record is from RefSeq and is a predicted model, not a curated record. NCBI's taxonomy places the organism in Eukaryota, Metazoa, Arthropoda, Insecta, Lepidoptera, Nymphalidae. The transcript is spliced from 4 exons. Bases 239 to 925 code for a protein of 228 amino acids.
AAUUGCACUAUUGUUUCGAGAAGGAAAUCGGGAAUCGGCAUUAAAUCGGGUUCGGUGUCUGAGUGAUACAACGCUCAGUGAGUUUAACGCGUUUUUAACGGCCGAUGUAAAUACGUCGUAAGAUAAUUAUGCAUUGAUGUUAGUGCUUGCAGUGUGCCGGCGCCCCCAUCGGUGACUACGCGCGUACGCAGAUAUUACUGCGGAAUAUUGCACGAUAAAUUGAAAAAGUUUCGCGUUUAUGAGUGACAUAAGUGACAGCACAAUGAAUCUGAAACUGAACAACGAGGUAAGAAGCUCUGUCAACUUGCUUCAUAAAGCGCCUUCUACUGUAAAGGAAGAAAGGCGACGUACGGGUCGAUAUAUAGCGAUUCUUGUAGGUAUAUGUUUGUUCCUGCUGGCGCUGUACCACGCGUGGGUGAGACGGAUACCGGUGGUUGCCAGCCUGGUGGUGCCAGCUCUAAUAAUGUUCGUGUACGUCGGUUGGGUUCUGUAUACAGCAUCCAGGGACAAGAAAAGGCUGCUGGCGGCCGCAGAGGCGGCUUUGAAUGCCGCUAUGCCAACGACCGGUGAAGCUGACGACCAUACAUCAGAGCUAUCACACAGCAAUAUAGAGAUUUCCGUUAUUCCUAACAGAGACACGAAAGUCAACUCACCCGAAGACGCACCAAAAGAUUGGUCGGAAAUCUCCUCAGUUUUCCAAAAGGGAGACACGAAACAUGAAGAUAAAAAUGUUCGUUUUGUUAAACCUAUAAUUUUAAUUAAUGAUAAAUUACCAGAAGACUUAGACCAGAAGUGGACGAAUAUUGUUGAAACGUUAACAAAUAGCGAUAGAUUGAAAGGUUUUCAGACGCGGAGAAAGUUCAAGAGAAAAUUCUGUAGGAAGAAAAGACAUGCAACUUUUAAAAGGUCAUAUUCUAUAGGUUGAGCUUAUCAAUAUAUUUUAAAUCUAAUUAUAUCCUUUACAUAGUAAUAACAUAUGUCCAUAUAUAAGUGAUUAAAAUCGUCAGCAUUGUUAACAAUUUGAAAAUCUAAUUAGUCGAAAAGUAAUAUCCUCAAAUAGAAUAUACGUUCGGAACUCCCUGUUUGCCUAAUUGAUAGGCUUUUAAAAGGCGAAAAUAAAGUCUUUGUAUUAAACAUUUGCUCUUCGAAAAUACUUGAAUGCGGUAUUAUUUAUUUAUCGCUAUAAUAUCGAAAGGAGCAAGGUUAUGUACAAGAUAUUAAUCUGUUUGAAAUAAUUUUGAAUAUUGUUAAAUAAUCGUAAAUGUACUAAUUGAAUGUGUUCCAAAGUUCAUUCAAAUAAAAAUUGUCUUAUUUUACAAUUAUCACGUAAACUGUACUUUUUCGAAUGUGAUACUUUAAUAUUUGAUGAAAGUGGUCAUCGAAGCUUUUGUAAGCUAAAAAUAAAAGUAUGAAGUAAUUUCUAAAUCACAUUAACACUAUCCAA